CACAGAAUAGGACGUCAUGUCUGAGGUCGCUCGUGAGGCGUUAUGAUGGAGGGUCGCCAUUUUUUUACUUGACUUUGUAGGUUGUUUUCGGCUAAAAUGUGAGCUUUUUCUCCGUAAUUUUUUGCAUGGAGAUUUUCACAUUGUUGGCCCACAUCAUGUUUUCAUUGCAACAUCUCUAGUUGAUUCAUGGCCGAGGGAGUCGACAAUGAUAUGAGCGAACAUCAACGCGGACAUGGCGCUCCGCAUGGUAAGGAGGCGGUUCGCUCUUCAGAAGUAGAGGUUGCCAUUUCGUCUUCAAACUCUCAAACUAGAGUUCCAACUCGGCCUCCAUCAGUGGGAAAUUCUACGGGACCAAAUCCUGCUCACAAGAAAAAGAGUUCUUUUCAAAUUACCAGUGUCACCGAAAGCAAAAUUCCCAGCCGUGGCGAUAGUAAUGGAUACGAUGGCGAACUAGAUUUGAACGAAAGCGAUUUAGUGGAUGAAGUCGAAGUAGAGCUUGAUCCUUUUGUAGAUCCUGGAACUGCAAAUGGGAAUGGUGGAUCUAGGUUCAAAGUAGUCAAAAUUCAAAGAAAUGAAUCUUUUGUACGCGGUAGAUGGAAAUGUCAUGAUUAUCCUGAUGCGGAAUCUGCCCAGAAUUCUUCGGGUAGUGUUUCUGCAGCGAGUUCUACUAAUAUUUCUACCCAUGUGUCGAAAGACAGCACGGACAAAACAGAAUCUUUUUCAAGUACAAAGAUUAACAUUACAAGCAAUUCUGUUGGAAAUCACCCUACUAGUGAAACGGACUCGCAUUUGUUAGAUUCUCAAACUCAUGGCUCUGUUGUGAAAUUUACCACGCAAGUAAAUGAACAAAAUUCCAGUUCGAGUGAAGCGGUUGUGGCAGUCAAAAAGAAGGAUUCAGAACCGAGAUUAGGGGCUCCUAACGAAUUUGCAAAACACAGUGAUCCUUCAAUAGCCAGAGUUUCAUCGUCAGCUUUGGAUACUUCAGACAGAGCAUCGCCAUCGAUUGAAGGAGCGCAGCCGAUCGCUGUCGCCGCCGCAAGUGUGGCAGACACUGAGGCUGAGUUACCCAUUGUCAAUAAAAUUGCCUCAGCAAUGGAACAAAUUACUCAGAUCAAGUCAGACCUCUUAAGUGUGGUGAAUAAAGAAGUGCAGACAUUAAAAGAAACAAUUUCUAAACUUACUGAGGAGAAUCAAGAACUUAAGCUAGAAAAUGAAAAAUUACGGAACUUGUAUGUAAACAGGAAAACAUCUACGUGACAAUAGACUCCACCUGAGACCUGCUCUUUGGACAACACCAGACUUGAUAGUUAUGAGGCUGAAUUACCAUUUUGUAGCAUCAUGUUCUCUGACUGACUCCUGGAGAUAUAUGUGGUAUAGAUUGUACCAAGAUGUUUAUUUAAGCAGUGUGCUUUUCCAAGUUGAGUUUAAGCUGAUGCAAGAUUCCUCCAGAAUUGGAUUGCCAUACAUCAUGUCAAUAUGUCUGGACUGUUCAACUCCAGACUUGACAUAGAAUGCUGGAACUUUGAUCAUCAAAAGCCAAGUGAAUCACAGAAAUGCUAGCAAUUUACAAAACAGUGUUUACUACAUUGAGGAAGUUUUGGUUUCUUGAGGUCAGGUCUGACUACCUCUGAAGAGUGAGUAACCCUUACAAAGGCUCUUCUUGGGGAAAAUUAUCUUUCAACUGAACUAACAGCAAAGAAGAAAGAGUUGCCUGUCCAUUCAUUACUGCCUUAGUUUUGUAAAAGCUUGUAUGUUACAGACUGAGAAAUUCAGUAAUAAUUAUUGAAACAGUAAUUAUUAGGAGUAACAGGUUUGAGAGCUGCACAUCAUCUGCAGCAUUAAGAAUUCUUGGUCAUAAUACUUUUGGAAAAAAAUUUUUCUUUGUCUAUGAACACUUUGUGGAGUGUGAUAGUAAUGAAAGUGGUGUGGAAAGAAUAAAAUAUACCACAAGGAAAAAGCCUCCUGCUAAGUAACAAAACUGAAAUUGGUAAUUAGUCUGAGUGUGCUUUGAACAGGAAGAAGUUUAGUUUCAAAGAUCAUUGCUUUCUCAGCAAGAAUGUUGAUGUUACAAACACUUAGCUACUUUGACACUCAGAAAAUGGUGAACACUGGAAAUAUUUUUGAUUGUAUUUGUGUGGCAGAGAGCAAGCCAAAUUUUGGAAUGUAAGAAAAUUUAGUUGAUGCUAAAUAGUGUUUUUGUGGAAUUCUGGUGUGUCCUGAUCUCCAUUAUGACAGACUUAACACAAUAUAUAUUCCAGAAAUUUAUCAGGUGUUCAUAGUUUUCUGAGUGUAACAGUUAGAUUUGAAUUUCUUUUGGACAGAUUCUUCACAAGAUUUUUAAGUCAAUGGUGGACUCAAGGCAAUGCACUAUCAACAAAACUGAUAUUAUCUCGCAGAGUUUUUUUCAAUACAACAUUAAUUAAAGAAGAUGCAUUGAAAUUGAUCCUGGAUAUGUUUAAUUUGUUCAAGUUAUUAAAGGCUGCUAUGGCUAUGAAUGAACAUUGUGACAUCCACAGCCAUGAGCUCAUUGGAGUAACAGUGGUACAGAGUUCUACAAUGGUUGUGAUAACCUUAUAAACAUAGAUUUAUUUUUCUCUGUAAAAUAGAAAUUGAAAGUAUUGUCCCCGGAAAAAGCUACAUUAUUUUGAGACAAGCUGAUUUACACAGAUUAAGAAGUUACAGCUACUCUAGUAACAAAUUUGUAUUUAUUCUAAUUGGAAAAUGGUAAAGCUGUUGAAUUUACUUCUUAGGUAAGCUUCACCUUUUUGCUUCUCAAGUUUUCCUUUGAUGUCUGUUGAGAGCAAUUUCUUUGUUCUCUAGUCAAAGCAUUUUCAUAUCUCUCUGGAGUCCUUGAUACUACCAAUACCACAAACAGUAACAAUAAAAACAAUCUUGACAUUGAUGUUUCAAA
Molecule: messenger RNA, 2911 nt
Organism: Stylophora pistillata
Lineage: Eukaryota; Metazoa; Cnidaria; Anthozoa; Scleractinia; Pocilloporidae
Biological process (GO): negative regulation of apoptotic process; positive regulation of cell population proliferation
Cellular component (GO): cytosol; nucleus
Source: RefSeq, a predicted model, not a curated record